This is a messenger RNA of Amoebophrya sp. A25, 3200 nucleotides long. NCBI's taxonomy places the organism in Eukaryota, Dinophyceae, Syndiniales, Amoebophryaceae. The record is from the annotation of a GenBank genome assembly.
CAGGAGAAAGGUGCUGGGGGCAAGAAGGGCUCGGGUACAACAAGAACUGGUCGUACAUUUUUUGACUCGAGCUCUUUCGUUCUGCCAGGGACAUCUUCAGGACAUCAAGAGCAAGAUGUCGACUUCUCUAGCCUAUUCGACAGGAGCGCAGUUGCUGAACGUAGCCGGGUUGUGUCAAAGCUGUUGGCGGGGCUUGGAUUCGAAACACCAGAGGAGAAGCUACGGAAUAGUGCUAAAGUAGACACUAGUACAGGAGCUUCUGGUGGAGUUGUUGGGCCUGGUUCUAACAAGAGGCAACUUUUACAGAUCGGUGGACGAAAACCCAUGGGUGCUGGAACGAGUACGAAGGCUUCAGAAGCGCAAGCAGGACAACACCCUCAAUCCCAACAACAUCAACCUCUCCUAAAAAGACCAGAUGCGCGUCUACGAUCUUACUAUGAUGACGAAAGCUCCUCUAGCUCGUCUGACGAAGAGGUUGUUAGGCGCAGCGAUAAGAAUGCCAAAAGGACAACAGAAGAGGAGCAACGAGGACCAAACAAGCGACGUAAAGUUGGUCCUGCACCUCCUGCUGGAGGCUCCAGCACGGGAACGACGGGAAAAGAUCAAGAGAACGACGGGAAAAGACAAGCCCCGGAGGUGGAUCAUGCCACAACAUCUUCAUCUACAAGUAUGAGUAAAGCAGCCGGAUCAACAAGUUGUACAACUACCAGUAAUAUGACCUUUAUUGGUCCCGCACGACCUCCUUCGAAGAUGCCUAAGAAAGCGGAACUCCAAUCUCUAGCAAGUGAAGCAAGGAGGAAAAAAGCCGUGUCGCAGUUUACUCCGACUGAUGAGUCUAUCCUACAACCUUUCUUGAUUCCGAAAACCGAUGUCAAGGGACUGGGCUUCACAGGUGAGCUCGAUCGCAUUGUCGGCGAAGAGAACGAUGAGGAGACGCGCGAAAGCGCGAAUAGGUUCUUACGGUUGAAAGCCGGAUCGGGUGGAUCCGGAGCAGGUGGCUCAACAGGAGCAUUAGCAUUAACAAAAGUUGGAGGAGAUGGUCUAGAAGGAGAUGCGGGAUGGGGAUCAUCAAAUCCAAGGUUAGCUCAAAUCAUGAGUGGGAUUUUUGGCGGUGGAUUGGAUCCUGGUUCAUCAGUUGUAGGAGGAAGUCACAAGACAAACGGCAACAGACUCGCGAUCAUCACAGCUGAAGAAACUGGUGCGGACAGUGGUACGCAUGCUUGGUCACUUGAUAAAAGAGGAGGUGGAGGCGCCGGGAAGAAGGGGAAACAAGCUGGAAAAGAUGGAAAAAGAGGUGGAGAUCAUAAGGGGAAUAAGAAAGGCAGCACAAAAGCAGCAGGCCCCUCAUCCGGUCCCGGGACGUCGUUUCUACAGAACUCCAUGAUGCAUCAAGACGACGUUGAUGACGACCUGUAUGCGGAUGAUAUGGGCAAAUACGAUCUGCAGAUCGAUCUCCGCGACGCUAGAACCGCUAGGAAAGAAGUGAGACCAAAGACCAACCAAGAUCAUUUGACUGAUGUUGGGACAAGUAGGUCUUGUUCUAGAAACAAUGCGAAUCUUCAACAGGAGAUUGAAGAUGAAAAACUACGAGGUGAUAAAAAACGCAGACGUGAUGGAGCGAAAACAGAGACCUCUUCGUCAACUGGCGCAGAGAAGAAGUUGUUUGUGGAUGGCGGUUUGCUCGAGUUUUUCACCGACGUGGAGAAACUGAGGGAAAAAUUCAAACUUGCGCCUGAAGUACCCGCUAGAGAACUGCGCAACUACGACGCUAAAAAGACGCGUCAUUGGUUCUUAACCAAUGUGUUUCGCGAGCAUCCUUUAGUGACCCAGCUACGUGCGUUUCGAGGUGCCGGACACGCGAUUGAUGGCAUAGCUCAACGCGAAAAAGUCUACCUGAACAAGGAUGAGGACAAAAGCAAAGUGUUGGCGCCAUUGGUUGGGAAAACAGCUGAGGAACUGGAGGAGGAGAAAGCUGCUAGGGAAAGAGAAGCUGCUGUCGCAAAGGCAAAGGCAAGCUCGGAAUCUUCAUCUGUAGGUGGAUGGCAACCUCCCAAAAUGCCUUCGAAUUUGCAGGGACAAGUAAAUCUAGACCCUGAAGUAGAGGCAAUGCGACAACCUCCCCUGAAGAUGCAGCAACCUCCAGCUCCUCUAGGGGGUCUAGGAGGCAACAACUACGACCAAGAAGCCACACUAGCAAGGAUGAGGGCCAUGUUCGGGAAGAAUCCGGAUACCCAGACAGCGCAAUUUCGCACUGGCAGCGUCACUGGACAGGUUGUAGAUAAUAGCAUGGCAGGUUUGAGAGAGGGCACUUCAUCUGCCGGUUCUGGCGAAGAUGGUGGUCAAGUGGCUCUGCAAGAUGGUUCUUCUCAACAAGGUCGUACUACUGCGUUGGCGAAAUUUGAUGCCUCAGGCGCCAGUGGAGAUCCACCUGAAAGCGCAUCGUCCUACGAGCAACUCUCCCCAGCGCAAAUAGAGGAGAUUAAGCGGAAGCAAAGUUUUACGCGCUUCUGUAGCAUUAUGGAAGGGCGGAUCACGCUGGAGAAGGAGUCGACGAUGGAGCAGGAGUACUCAGAAGAAGAAAUCCGGAUGUUCACGGAGUGCUGGCAGAGGGGUACUGGGACAAAAGAACGUCGAUUUUGCUACAACUUUAAACCGGAGAAGAUCUUGUUAGAGCGACUUAGCGUGCUGGAUCCUUGGAGGACGUUGAGGUUCUACGACAAUAAGCCUGCGACGGAAAGAGGAGGCGGAACGUCGAUUUUCGGAACGACACCCGGAAAUUCCUCUAGUACAGGAAAAGGAGGUGGACGGGCGGGGGGAAAUAAGAACAAUAACAAAGGCAGUGGAGGAGGAGCUGGAGGAGGUAGUCGACAAAUAGCGGGCACUGGAGGUCAUGAUCUCCAGCAACCCAAUCUUUUUUUCCAAGGAGCAGGACAAAAUCAGCUUCAAAAUGGAGCAUUCUUUCCUCCCGCAGCACCUCCCUUGCUAGGCGCCUUAGGUAUGGACUCAAACGCCGCGCAAAUGGCAUUCCUGAGUGCUUUUCAAAUGGCACCUGCACCCAUGGAUAUCCUCUCGCAAGUUUUCCUUCCCCCACAAGGAUUUGAUCAUCGUGAAUAAACACUCGUGACCUUGAACAUAAUAUUAUUCAUUUGGAUGGAGGAUCGUGACCACGUUAAAUGAUCUUUGCGCUUGGUGGUCGCUAU